Saccharomyces kudriavzevii IFO 1802 is the source of this 3885-nucleotide messenger RNA. It is a transcript of the gene OSH2, whose product is annotated as oxysterol-binding protein related protein OSH2. The record is from RefSeq and is a predicted model, not a curated record. Gene Ontology annotation, molecular function: protein binding; sterol binding. NCBI's taxonomy places the organism in Eukaryota, Fungi, Ascomycota, Saccharomycetes, Saccharomycetales, Saccharomycetaceae. Gene Ontology annotation, biological process: maintenance of cell polarity; piecemeal microautophagy of the nucleus; endocytosis. The transcript has a single exon. Gene Ontology annotation, cellular component: membrane; intracellular membrane-bounded organelle; cytosol. Bases 1 to 3885 code for a protein of 1294 amino acids.
AUGUCUAGCGAAGACCAGUCUACUGCCGAAGGUCCCGAUCAAGUAAGCAAACCUUUACUUAAAGUAAAGCUGUUGGAAGUUUUGGGGCAGGGGGACUUCAAGCAUUUAAAGACACUUAUCGAUAACGAAUUUCAGCCUAGAGAUGAUCCAUCUGUACAACAAGUCCUUAACUUGAUUCUACAUUAUGCUGUUCAGGUAGCCCCUAUCCUCCUUAUCAAGGAGAUCGUUGCCCAAUGGGUGGGACAGACGGACGAUGAAAAGAGUGCAACUGAAAAUAAUGAUGACAUUCAUCUGAACUUGAAUUAUCAGGACGAAAACGGUAAUACGCCACUGCAUCUAGCUGUUGCCCAAUCCCGUUCUGAUGUAAUCAGCUUUCUUCUUAACCAGAAAUCUAUCAAGGAUUGUAUCAAGAAUAAAGCUCACCUGCAACCUUUGGACAUGUGCAAGGAUUUAAACGUAGCACAAAUGAUUCAGUUGAAAAGGGACGACUAUUUUUUGGAGACAGUUCAUUCUUUGAGAACUGCUAUGAAUAAUAGAGACUUUUCGAAAUUGGAGUUGAUAUGGAAAAGCCCAAGAAAUUUAAAUCUAUUAGAUAUCAACGGUAUUGAUCCUGAAACUGGCAUGACCUUAUUAUAUGAAUAUUCGCAAAAAAAAGAUAUUGAAAUGUGCCAGUGGUUGCUGAAACAUGGCGCAGAAGCAACAGUUAAGGAUGGAAAGGGAAGAUCCCCUUUAGAUUUAGUCAAGGACACAAAGCUUCCGGUUAAAUCGUCUAAUAAUGUUACACCUGAAAUGAAACUGAAGAGUCUUUUUGAAAAAAAGUUGAAAGAACAAGCUACUGUUCAUGAAAAUGUUGCAUCAAAUAAGCCUCCAACAUACAAGGGCUUUUUGAAAAAAUGGACGAAUUUUGCCCAUGGGUACAAGUUGCGUUGGUUCGUUUUAAAUAGUGAUGGAAUUCUAUCAUAUUACAAGGAUCAAUCGCAUACGGAUAGACCUCGUGGUACCUUGAAAGUUUCCACUUGUCGCUUACAUAUUGACUCCUCGGAAAAAUUGAACUUUGAACUGCUGGGUGGUGUCAAUGGCACUACAAGAUGGCGGUUGAAAGGCAAUCAUCCUGUUGAAACGACUAGGUGGGUAAACGAAAUUCAAAGCGCUAUUAGAUUCGCCAAAGACAAGGAAAUAUUCAGAGAAAAAAGGUCAGUACCACCGUCAUUGGCUAUGAAAAGCAAAUCACCAGCCCUGGUAUCGCAUUCUAAAACACAAAGCUCUCUUCCCGAAGCUUCACAAUACCAUCAACAUGCUUUGCAUAAAGAGGUAAUCCAACCCUCCUCUGUGAGUCUUUAUCGGAGACCAAGCAACAAUCUAUCUGUCGUGUCCAGUGAAAUUCAACUGAACGACAAUUUAACUGAGUCAGGUAAGCGUUUUGUCAGUAAAAUGAUUGAAAGCCGAUUAGAUGGUAGUAAAACUACUCCUAUCGGAGUACAUUCGGGUCCUAUCCUACAAAAAGUUCGCAGUAGUAACACCCUAAAAAGCAAUCGAAGUGUACAAAGUGGUUCAGCUGUAGUUAUUCCUUUUGAAAACGUCCCAAACAGUGGUAAUAACACUAAUAGUAAUAGUGUCAACAUGAGCCAAUCUAAUACAGCAGCGGGAUCUACUGCUUCCUUGAGUGAUAAUAACUUUAUUGAUAAUUUCGAAGGUGAUGAGGCAAAUUCAGAUGAUGAUGACGAGGACCUUGGAAUAAACUUUGAUCGCGAUGAAGAAUAUAUCAAAGCGCAGUAUGGGCCAUAUAAGGAGAAACUUGACAUGUAUGAACAGGCGAUCGGUAUAGAAUUGAGUUCUUUAAUUGAACUGGUUGAUCAAGAGGAGCCAAGUCCUGAGAUUUGGCUUACAGUUAAGAAAAGCCUCAUCAACACAUCAACCAUUUUUACCAAAUUGAAGAAUUUGACUUCUAAGAGAGACAAGAGAUUGGUAGACAUGGUUUCCAAGCAAGGUGAUGUCAACAACGUUUGGGUACAAUCCGUCAAAGAACUAGAAAUUGAAUUAUCCAAUAAGACCGAACGUUUGGCUUUUAUUGAUAAAGAAAGAAGAAGUUUGAAGAAGAUUCUACGUAAGAAAUUGUUAGAAUCACAAACCUCCGUUGUUAAGAAAGAAUCUCCGGAAGAUGCCAGAGAUGAGAGAGAACAGGAAUAUGAUACGUCGGGAAGUACACUGGGUCAAAUUGCAAAAUUCAUCAGCGCUACAAAGGAAGAAGAUGAAGCAUCUGAUGCCGAUGAGUUUUACGAUGCCGCAGAAUUAGUUGAUGAAGUGACUGAAUUAACUGAAGCUCAUCCAGAAACUUCAGUUGCAGCAACUCCCAAUGGUGUACCCCCCGUUCUAAGUGAAGAGGUUCCUGACAGUCAAAAUAUUCAGGGCAAGGAAAAUAACAAAGAACUAGAGGACAAGAAAGGAAGUCAAAACUUUGAAAAGCAAAACAAUCUGCGCGUAAAGGAGAAAGGAAAAACUGAGCAAUCAGCCAUAGACCUCAAAAGAGAAACCAAGGAAAGUCAAGUAAAAGAGGCAACCAAAGAAGUAGCGUCCUCUGUUGCUACUGAAGCGAAUAUUGUAGCAGUAACAUUGGUUCAAAAGAAAAAAGAAGAUUGUUUACUCAAAGAGGGGUCAUAUCUUGGUUACGAAGAUGGAAUUAGAAAGAGACUUUCCAUGGAUAAGGAUGAUAGGCCUAAGAUUAGUCUUUGGGCUGUUUUGAAAUCCAUGGUGGGCAAAGAUAUGACAAGAAUGACCUUACCCGUUACUUUCAAUGAGCCUACGUCUCUUCUGCAAAGAGUGGCAGAAGAUAUGGAGUAUUCUGAACUUUUAGAUCAAGCCGCAAUGUUUAAAGAUUCAUCUUUGAGAACAUUGUACGUAGCAGCCUUUACAGCAUCUUCAUACGCAUCAACUACAAAAAGAGUUGCAAAACCUUUUAACCCAUUGCUGGGCGAAACAUUCGAAUAUUCUCGGCCGGAUAAACAAUAUAGAUUUUUCACUGAGCAAGUCUCUCAUCAUCCACCUAUCUCUGCAACAUGGACCGAAUCGCCAAGAUGGGACUUCUGGGGUGAAUCAUUCGUUGAUACUAAAUUCAACGGCAGAUCUUUCAAUGUUAAGCAUUUGGGUUUGUGGCACAUUAAAUUGCGUCCCGACGAUAAUGAAAAAGAAGAAUUGUAUACCUGGAGGAAGCCGAAUAAUACUGUUAUAGGUAUUCUUAUUGGUAACCCACAGGUCGAUAAUCAUGGUGAAGUAAACGUUGUCAAUCACACAACAGGUGACCACUGCAAAUUGUAUUUUAAAGCAAGGGGUUGGAGGUCAUCAGGAGCAUAUGAAAUCACAGGUGAAGUCUACAACAAAAAGAAACAGAAAGUAUGGAUUCUUGGGGGACACUGGAAUGAAGCAAUCUUUGCUAAGAAAGUAGUGAAGGAUAGUGAUCUUUCGUUGGAGAAGACCAAUACUGCUGCAUCAGCACUGAAAGGGCCCACGGAUGACGGAACAAAGUUUUUAAUAUGGAAGGCGAACGACCGCCCUGAGGAGCCAUUUAAUUUGACGCCUUUUGCCAUCACAUUAAAUGCCCCGCAGCCGCACCUAGUGCCAUGGUUACCUCCCACAGAUACGCGUUUGAGACCAGAUCAAAGAGCUAUGGAGGACGGGCGUUAUGACGAAGCCGGUGAUGAGAAGUUCAGAGUCGAAGAGAAGCAGAGAGCUGCACGCAGAAAGAGGGACGAAAACAACGUUGAAUAUCAUCCCCAAUGGUUUGUCAAGGAUACUCAUCCUAUUACGAAAGCCAAAUAUUGGAGAUAUACGGGCAAGUAUUGGGUUAAGAGAAAAAAUCAUGACUUGAAGGAUUGUGGUGAUAUCUUUUGA